Messenger RNA from Porites evermanni, 15776 nucleotides. NCBI's taxonomy places the organism in Eukaryota, Metazoa, Cnidaria, Anthozoa, Scleractinia, Poritidae. The record is from the annotation of a GenBank genome assembly.
AUGUUUAUUUGCUCUGGUUAUCGCAAACCUUACGGUUCUGCUUUGGACUGUGUCAGAAGUGCUUUUCAGCCGCGAAACGAAACCGUCAACGUUUGGACGCACUUUGUUCCGUUUCUGCUUUUUCUCGUACGCUUCGCGUCCUUAUUUUGGAAGUACGGCAUCACCGACACUUACGCCUACCCUUUGCUGUCGUUCGCUAUUGGAAUAUGUGGAUUUUUGUUGAUGAGUUCUGGCGCUCAUCUGUUCAAUUCCAUGUCUCCUAGAGUUCGCCACAUUUGUUUCUUCUUCGAUUAUGCAGCGAUAAGCGUGUAUAGUGUUGGAGCAGGACAAGCAUUUUAUUUCUACAGUCGCUCGUUCGAUAGCGAUAAAAUGCUCUUCAGUUCUUCGACCAUUUUUCUCAGCGUUUCUUGUCUCAUCUCUGUUUUGUCAACUGUAGUUUGUUGUGCCUCUCGACACCGAUGGUCAAAGAUGAAGUACGUUAUUCGAACAUUUUGCUUCGGGGUUGCCUUUCUGUGCAAUAGCGCUCCAUAUUUGCAUCGCCUUCUCGUGGAACCGUCUGCUACACUUGAAACAGAGCACGAGCAACUGGCUUUUUCGUAUUUCAUGAGGCAUUGCUACUUCUACCUGAUUUCAGCUUUGGCAAACAUGUCCAGGAUGCCAGAGAGAUUAAUGCCAGGAGUUUUUGACAUAAUAGGGCACAGCCAUCAUUUCCUACAUGUUUUUACAGCCCUUGGUUCCGCCGACCAGUUUACAGCCAUCCAGAUUCAAAUGGAGUCGAGACGCAACGAUUUGGAACGCUUUCCAAUAGCAACUUUUGCGAACAGCUUAGGUUUAAUGGUAGUAAUUUGUUUAAUUAAUUGUGGGAUUGUUUUAAGGUUUGGCAGUAAGCUACGAUCAGAUAAGGAAGAAGAGCAUAAGGAAAUUUAAUAGAUUAAAAUUAAACGCUAAAUUUUUCUUUCUUGCAUAUCGAAUAAGAGCGGAUUUAAUGACCAAUGGUUUACAAUAAUUUUUGCAGGUGCGUUGAGUUAUUAGAUUACUCCGUAUCACGGAUAUGCACUAAAUUGCGCUUUAGUUAUUUUUGUAACGCCAACUUUAUCAUGGCUUGAGACGAUUUCCCAUCAUAAAAAUGUCGAAAUUUUGUAAAAGUGGAAAUUUCUAUUUCUCUUUAGCUUAACCUGAGAGGAAACAAUACUUGCAUAGUUUUGUAUAAAAUUAAGACGUUUGAAAUAACAGUAACUUAUGAAAAAUUUAUUGUAAAAGAUCCUUCUUGAAAUUAUGCAAAUAAUUAGGAUCAAUAUUUCACCUGUUAUUUUUGCUUGCUUCUUUGAAAUAAAGAAAAAAAGAAAGAAUGUGAACGGUGGAAUGACAUUUUUUUUCUUAAAAACCUUGUCUUCUAAAAUGUCCUGUUCAUGAAGAAAUGAGAAACCUUUAUUUGUGGAAAGUUGUCAAACAAUUUGGCCCUGCCACAGGCAGUCCAACACAGACAGGGACCUCUAAGCGGGAUUUAGAAAUUGGGGGAGGUGGGUGGGGACUAAACCGGACCCGUAUUAAAUGCUCUUUAAUCUUCCAGGGACAUUUGACAUCUUGGUGGCCAGAGAUGGCUUCUUUCAACAGGAAAAGACAAAAACUAAGGUCAAAUUGUUCCAAACUCAGUGACAUUUAGGAUGGAAUGGACUACCUUUAAUACUGGUACUUAAUUUCGCGUUUUUCGCCAUUGUAAAAAAAAUCGCGAAAUUAAAGACCUACGAAUGAAAAUCCUCGUGAAAUUCAAACACUCGAAAGUUAAUACUUGUAGAAAAUUCUGUUAUAACAACAGCCACCUGAAGAUCCAUUCGAAGAUUUGCAAUGAUCAGAUGAUGUUUAGAAAUGUUGUGGCGAACGGGUCGAAAAAUCUAACCGGCCUUUCAGGGACAAACUUUUAAAUCAGUGGCUUCAAAAGAUCCAAAAUAAAAGAAAUAAGAAGAACAAAGAGUUCAGCAAGAGUGGAAAUUUUGGAACUGAAGUAAUUUUUGUUAGCUAUGAAUAUGAAAAGAGGGGUCUGAAAAUAAACUUUUAGUUUCGCCUUGCCCGCCGGAAUGUAAUUUUAAAAGCGAAACGAAAAUAGAGCCUGAUCUCAGUAUAAAUUAGAGAAGAUCAUGAAAUAUAAGCAAACUGGAAUCUGAUGUCGUAUCCGUAUCUGAUACCGUAUCUGAUCUGAUUUCCACUUUGCUAGUCUUCGGCCGAUCCUCUUCAGAAAGUUCUCCGCCAGGACCACAGUCUUGGACAGAAUAAUUAACAAUUAUUCCUCGAGCCCGAAUGGGUUUGCCGUCUUCUUUGCUCUCCCGUCCUGUUGCCGUAAGUUCACUAAUAGCUCUUGAUGCGUACAGAUAGAAGGGUUAGAUACAUUAUGCCGGCAUAAUUUUGGGCAUAAUGCUAUGGUCGGAGCAUCGAGCAUAAUGCCGGCAUAAUGGCCAUUUUUUUUUUCAGUAUAAAGAGACUGAUAAUGAAAAAAUAAUAAUAUUUCCAUGACUGUAAUGAGAAAUUUUUACUUCCAGGUGCUUUCAGUGAGAAUUAACAUUGCUACUUUCAAUGUCUUGUCGCAUAGGCGGCUAUCCAUCAUGGCUACCAGUUCGAAAUUUGUAAUAAAUAAAUAUAAAACUUUAAUAAAUACUCCCAAAAAAGGUUUUUCAGUACCUAUUUACAAAUAUAAAUGCAAACUAUAUCUAACAAGCUAAUAUUGUUAAAUGCUAACUGUCAUACAAUCAUUCAUUCAUUACAAGUUUCAGGGCUUUCUUAAAGGCCUUUACAGUUGUAGCGUUUCUAAGGUCUUCGUCUAACGUGUUCCACAGGGAUACUGCUCUAUAGGCGAAGGUUCGUUGGCCGGUGGUAGACCUGAAUAAUGGGAUUUCGAACUUCUCAUUAUUACGGGUUGUGCGAUUAUGUACAGAAGAUCGUUUUUUAAACUUAGUACAUAGGUAUUCAGGAGCUAAAUUGCUGGCACACUUAUAAGCCAUAACAGCGUCUCUGAAUUUGAGCAUCUUGCUAACUGGAAGCCAGUUGAGUUCAUCAAGUAAUGGCGUCACGUGGUCAUAUUUCCGAGCGCCGCAGAUAAUUUUGCAGGCGAAAUUCUGAAUAAGUUGCAGCUUUUCAAUGUUCUUAGAUGAGGUAUUAGACCACACGGUCGAACAGUAGAGCAUUUUGCUAAAGACAAGAGAUGUAAUAAUUAAAACCAAAGUCUUCCUAUCAAAACAAUAUUUCACGCGGUUGAUCUGAACCAGUUUAGUCAAGCAAGAAGAGACUAAGUGAGAGAUAUGAGUGUCAUAGGUCAGGUGUAAAUCUAUGUAUACUCCUAGAUCUCUUGCUGAUUCGACAGCCAUAAGAGUCUUUCCAAUAAACGAAACAGUAAAAUUAACUGAAUGUUUACUUAUCAUUUGCUUGGUGCCGAUCAACAUGAACUUCGUUUUCUCAGGAUUUAUUAACAAAUCAUUUGUGCAACACCAGGUGGCAACAUUGCGCAAAUCAUCUUCGAGCUUGAACUUUGCAUCAAUGACAUCGGCUACGGAAAAAGAUAGCAAAACUUUAGAGUCAUCGACGUAUGACUCGAGCUGGCAGAAUUGAGGAGCGCCUGGCAGAUCGUUUAGAUAAAUACAGAAGAGGAGCGGCGAAAGAAUCGCUCCCUGGGGGACUCCGUGUGUGAUUGGUAAUGGAUCUGAUAGCACAGAAUCGAUACGCACUGAUUGGGUCCGGUCUGAAAGGUAGCUGCGGAACCACUGAACUACGGCGGGUGAGGCACCUACAGCGGAGAGCUUCUGGAGUAACUUCUGAUGGCAAAUACUGUCGAAAGCCUUUGAGAGGUCGAGUAGGACUAAUGCGCUUAUUUCCUUUUUGUCCAUCGCCUCUAAAAUUAGAUCCGUGGUGUAAAUAUUCAAGGUCUCAGUUGAAUGGAGUGACUUGUUGCCGCUUUGGUGGGAUGACAAGCGGUUACGUGACAUCAGGUAGGUGAUAAAUUGUUCAAGAACGAUUUUCUCGCAAACUUUAGACGCAACAUUAAGUAGUGACAAUGGCCGAUUAUUCGGAGGCUGUUCGUGGUCUCCCUCUUUUAGGAGUGGGAUGACCUCAGCGAUCUUCCAGUCUGAUGGAAAAGUAGAAGUAACGAGUGAGCAGUUGAUUAUCUCAGUAAUAGGCCCGAGUAUUACUUGUAGGGCGUCCUUGAAUACUCUAGCUUUGGUUUUAUCAGGUCCUGGAGCUCUGUUCAAUGGUAAAGACAAGAUGGUACGCCUUACAACUUCGAUGCUCACGGGAGUGAACCUGAAGCAAUCAUCGGAAGAUGAUACAAGAUCUGGCAUGGAUGAGUUUGAACAGAUGAUAUUAUUUUCUAAUGCCAGCUUUGCAACAGCCUCAGCCGUGCGGCUUCCUACGGAUGAAAAAUAUGAAUUAAAUUCAUUUGCCACGGUCUUGAGGUCUUUAGAAUAGACGAGUUUCUCUUGUGUUUUCGAUGGAACGAUGUUGUUGAUCACUUUCCAAAGGGAUCUCGAGUUGUUCAUAUUAUUCUGAACUUCUUGAUAUGUAUGAUGUUUUUCAGCUUCAAUGAGAGCUUUUUUCACACUAUUGCGGGAGAUUUUAUAUUCUGCCCAGUCAAAUUCAUUGCGCGUUAAGAGAAAACGACGAUGGAGACGGUUUCUUAUUUUCAUAAGAUCCUUGAUCUCUUCGGUGACAAAUGGGCAUGGGCGGUUGCGAAUCUUGACUGUCUUUACCGGAGCGUGUGCAUCAAGUACUUGGCGAAAAGCAUUAUUAAAAAUGCCAAACUUGCUGUUUACAUCAGGUGCAGCAAACACUGAAAGUAAGGAGUCAGAAUGAGACGCCAAGUCGAAGGUGAAAUUUUCGGGGUCAUAGUUCUUGUAGCUGCGCACUGUUACAUAAUGAGGAGAAAUCUUAGGAGAUUUCAGUUUCAAAACAACGUAAACAGGAAGGUGGUCACUGAUUGGAUUGUUAAUGACACCGCUCUUACGAACAGACGAGGGGUCCGAGACUAAGAUGACAUCUAAUAAUGACUCGGUAGUGGCCGUAAUCCUGGUAGGCUCUUUUAUUAACUGCUGUAGGUUCAUCUCACGUGUAAAACUAUUGAUGGCUGCAUACUCACGGCAAGAGCUAUCGAGACCGUCGCAAUUUAAGUCACCAAGGAUAAUUAUUGGCUUAUUCAAUAACAGGGCUUGGGUGUAGACCGGUUUCAAUGUAUCUUCAAAGAAGCUGAGAGGUGUGUCAUCGGGGCGGUAUGCUACACAGAGCACAAUCGACUUGGAUUUAUUUAUUUAUUUAUUUAUUUAUUUAUUUGUAACCGAUAUCGAUGCAAUAAAACGUUGUAUUCUGAAUUCAUGUCUUCGAGGAUGGAAAAGGGCAUCAAAUACAGCCAAGAUCAGUCCAGCAUAAUGCUACUUUUCCAGCAUAAUAGGCAUAAAGCUGUUGUUUUGAGGAUGACCGUCUACAAGAAUAAUGCUCAAAUUUUCGAGCAUACCGUAUUUAUUCGAAUAAGCGCCCAACCUCGAAUUAGCGCCCACCUCGAAUAAGCGCCGACCCCCUACUCCUCCCAAUCAAACUCAAAUAAGCGCUCACCCCACCCCAUCCACUUGAGUGAAUAAAUUCUAAUAAGAGACUUCCCCGAGGACCGAGUCUUCUUCAGAGUAUUUUGCAGAAACCUUGCUUUGUUACUUCUUCGCGUUUUGUUAUUAGCAUUUAUUGUUUUGUUACAAAAUAAACAUACUUCACUUGCGGAAAAUGUUUAAAAUUUAAUAAGCGCCCAGCCUCGAAUAAGCGCCCACUCUCAAGGUCCAAAAAUUUAAUAAGCGUCUAGGACGGUUAAUCGAAUAAAUACGGUAAUAAGCGUACACCGUAAAAUUCCGAAAAUAAGCCCCUCCAAAUAUAAGCCCCCCAAAAAGGUCCAAAUAUAAGUCCUCCGGGGACUUGUACUUGGAAAAUUGCCCUCAAAUACAAAGUAAAACAACAGAAAAACGUUAAAUUUACUUCCAACUAUUAGGCUAGCCCAAUCGAUUUGUAAACGCUAAUUUCCCUCCGUAGAUAAGCCCCUCCGAAUAUAAGCCCCUCAAAAAAUAAGCCCCUCAAAAACGGCCUUUGAAAACUAUAAGCCCUGGGGCUUAUUUUCGGAAUUUUACGGUAUGUAUCUAAGGGAACGGUGCUUUCAUUCUCGCGGGAAAAAAAAUCCAUAAUGAUGCUAAAAAUAAACUGGUCUGUGAAAACGCCGCUAUUGCACGCUUCGGGGAUUUCCGGGUCCAAAACGCGCCAUUUUCCCACCCUUGAUUUGGCCGUGGGGAGAUGGUGAGUUGACGUGACGUGACACUGGAAAACGUGACAUCGAGGAGGCAAGAUGGCGGCGGGCGAGUACCUCGUUUGCUUCUCUGAAAAAUGUGAGAAAGAAGAAGUCAAACAAUACUUUGUUGAUUGUUUGAGUCGGGCUAAGUUUAGUGUAACCCGCGAAGAAUUCGAGGGGAAAACAUUAUUGACUGUUGAUGCACCAUUUAGGAUACUUGCAAAUAAGGUGAGCUUCAAACCGGCGCUGGAGACGAACUGAAUGCAUAUCAUACGUUAAUUUGGAACUUUAAAAAUCAUAUUCUCGAGUUUCUCCUCUCGCAAGAAUGAAUAUGGUUUGAAUUUAAGCUUAAAGAUAUUUUGCUGUACUAACGAAUUGUUUUGUUUCAGGCGGAAGAUGUUGGCUUGAAGAAGACCACAAAGAAUGAAAACAAGGCGAGUUGUUUAUGAAUUUGAAUUAUUGAUUUCUAUGCACGUUUAUCCUUCUUCUAUUAAAAACUGGAUUUUAAUAAUUAUAUCCUUUUAAUCACUAACUUCAUUUCGGUAGCAAUCAUAAGCUUUGGUACUGGUAUAUAAACAUUUCAAAAUGAAUAUACCCAUCACUGCGAAAUAAAACUACCCUCUUCUUUUUAUGUUUGUCUUGAACAUGUAGUUCAAUUUUUAACAGGGGUUGAGGUUCUAGGCUUAAUUGCAGAAUACUCUGCCACGGUGCUACAGUUUAACCACUGAACUUUCAAGGGCACUAUAUAUAUGUUGUUGUUAUUUUUUUAUUUCAGUUAAUUUUUAUUUUUUCAUUGUUUUUGGGUAUGGUAACGUAUGCUAAUGAAUUUAAAACAAAGGAAAAACAGAUAAAAAAAUAAAUUAUAUAAAAAAAUUAACUGCAACAUAUGGAAGGAUCACAAUACCAAAAUAAACUUGUACCGUAUUUGAGGAAGGUGUGCCUCAAAAACAAUUCUCUAGCCCCAGUUGUUGAAAAGGUGGAUAAUGCUGUCAAAUGGAUAAAUCUCUAUCCAUCUAUCCAAGGCAGUAUCUCUUCUCUAAGGUUCGACCAGCUUUAUUUUCCAUCUGUCUACCAGUUUUCUGGGUGUUAGCCAUCACAAACUUGAGGAAGCCUUCAAUCCUUGAGCAUUCUGAGGUGACACUUUUUAUUCUUGUCUUUUUUCUUUAAGGUUAAAGAAUUUGUUACAGAAGAACUUGACAAGUUUGCUGGAAGUGACAAUCAAGAAACUUUCUUUACCCCAGCAGAAAGGGUAUACUUGCUUGAGAUCUGUCUGGAAUCUGUCCAGUAUGACAAAGUGAGUUGUGUUGGCAGAUUUUGCUUGUACCCAUCAGACCUAGUGGCUGAUGCAAUUAUCAUACCUAUUGUAGAAUGUACUUUGUUUUACGCCACAAUUCAGUUCUCCCUUAGUUGGUAAAAUAUUAAGACUACAUUUUUGAGUGAUAUUCAGUGGUCCUGUAGGGUAAUUGGUUUGUCAACAAUUAAUAAUAAUAAUAAUAACAAUAAUAUUUAUUGCUUUUAUUGUGUAUUUUAACAUUCAAAAGAUAUUCAGUUAUCAAAUGCACACCCAAUUCACAAUCAAAAACCUAACACUGUACAUAUUUUCAUCUCUCUUACAUAAUAUUUCUAGGGGUGGAUCAUAGAUCAUUUUUCAGUGUUUUGUGAAAAUGUCGUGGAGAAUCUGAAUGGUCUGCCUUGUAACAAUAAAAAGUAAACAUGGUACUUUCCUGGGGCAAAUAUCCUGAUCUUGCUGAAGCCUUUAGCCCUUGUAUUCUAACUUGUAAACUAUCAUGUUUUUACUUAGAACUGCAUCUGUCUUCUGAAUUUAAUUUGGGUGGAACAAAGUGGCUGUGGCCCACUGUGGGUCAUUUUGGAGUAAAUUAUGUUUGCUCUAAUAGUUAAUGCAAACAUUUACCCCAAAAUGUCCCACAGUUUGUUGUACCCAAAGUAAGAUUCAGAUAACAGAUGCAGAUCCAAGUAAAAACAUGAUAAUUUUUGUUUAGCUCUCUUUUUUCCUCCUUCCUAUCACUUGUGACCAGGUUAGUGGUGUUCAUGCAACAAUUUUAUUAUUUCAGGAACAUCUGGCUUCUUACAGUAUCAAGUUUAGGGGGGAGGACUCAUUCAUUACAGACUGUCUGCAUUCUAAACCUCCAAUCUUAGAGUCAGCAUUUCCUCUUCAUCACCCUCAUGAACAGGAAAAAAUUUGGAAAAAAAUGAAGCAAAAUGUGAUUGUAUGUCCUUUGCAGGAGAUAAGAGAUUACUAUGGUAACUUCACAAUAUUAUUACUGUGAUCCUUAGUAUUAUUCAUGUCAUUAUACUGCAGGGUGCAAAGAAAAUCAUUUUUACAGCUUGCCAUUCGGGAAGCUGAAGCUAGAAUUUACUAGCCCAGACAUCAUUUCAACUAGCCCCAAAGGCCUUUUGAUGAGCAGAAUUGAUUUCACAGUUCUUCCUUUAUUCAAAUUGCUCAAAAAACAUCACUGGCCCGUUGGGCAAGUUAAAAACAGAAUUCACUAGCCCGAUAGCAAAAUCCACUAGCCCUGGGCUAUCACACACUACUUUCUUUGCACGCUCUACUGUCAAUUUAAGUGGUUACAUAAUUAUGAUGGUACCAGUGAGUGUUCAAUUAUUAUUAGUCCUGAAUUAGGACUGUUGGUUAUUAUGGUAACUGAAUUUUGGCAACUUACACAGAUGCCAUCAUCAGAGACACAAAGAGCUGUUUAUCAUCAUUUGAGGGUAUUAAACUUGCUAUAUUGACCUGAUUAGUACAAAUAAUUUAGUCAAGUCUACAUUAUUUUUAAAAUGCAUUGGUAGUCUGUCAGUUAAGCAGUAAUGUUAAUGCCUGUCAAGAAGAAAAAUAGGACAAGAAAGAAGUGGGGAGAAAGGAAAAGUGAAAUGUUGAAGUUGAAAGUGACAGUGUCUCUUCUGUUUUUUCCCAGAACUUUAACUCAACAUAUUGUCCUCUGCAACCAUGCCUAAACUUCAGAAACUGUAAAUUGUAAUAUCAAGAACAAAAACCUGCAAUUCUGGACAAAAGUCCUUGGGACUGUUAUGCAAUAUUCAUAACUGCCUAUAAUUUUAGAUUUCCUUCUUAACGCCUUGCUAUUUUCCUCACAAAUGUCUUGCAGAUCCCCCUCUCCUACCCUAUACAAUUUUGAAAUUUAAAAUCAACCUUGUAUGGGGUGGGAGGAGGGAAUCCAAGACAUGUGUAGUAUAAAGGCUUUUGUUCAUGACUUUUAAGGCAUACUGCUGUGACAACAUGUUGGGGGUUUUGGUUCUUUUUGGCUUGAUAUUGACCAAAAAAUGGCCUGGAUUCCAGGUAAAUGGGUUCAUAAAAAAUUGGGGUACAUACCUCCUCUUAGCCUGAGAAAGCUGACAUUUUUCAACAUCAUUACUGAUUUCCCUGCAAAAUGAUGUCUGAGACGCAACUGCAAAAAAUUCCUUACUGAUGAAAUGUUAACUCCCAGAUCACAGGGUAGUGAUUUUAAUUGGCUGAUCAAGCAUGUUUGCCUUAUGGCAUGACCAGUCAGAAGCAUCUUUUUAAAUUUCAUUUAUUCCAAAGUUGACAGCAAUGACAAUAAUUACCACAUACACACACGGACUACACACCUAAAAACACAUGCAUUAUGCUAUACAAUCACUACCAAUCAAAAGCUAGCAUGCAACAGGUCAUUAGGAUAGAAUUUUCUGUGCUUGUUCGUCAGACUUUAUUUCAUUGGAAAACAAGUGGUGGCGUAACAAAAUGUUGACUGUUUUCUCAGGCUAACCUCCUCUUGGAUUUGGCCAUUGUAUUGAGCUAUUUUUUUUUAUUGUAGGUGAAAGUGUUGCCUUCUAUUUUGGUUGGAUGACAUGUUUUACCUGGACUUUAGUACCAAUAGCAUUUGUAGGGAUUCUGUUAUACUUCUUUAAGCCUCGUGGUGUGACUGUGGAUGACAACCCUCUGUUACCAGUAUAUGAAAUACUGACGGCUUUCUGGGCAAUAAGUUUUCUUGCUGUGAGUAAACUGUUUACUUGAAAAAAAUAGAGACAAAGCUCUUAUUUCAACUUGAUUGGAUAUUUGAAAUUUUUUUACAAAUUGUGUAAUUGAAAGGCCUACAUUUCAUCCUAGAUACAUGUACAUUGUACAUACAUGUGGGCCAAGAAAUUUCUUUAUAAAUUAUGAAUAUUGUAGCAGGGCUGGCUCACCAGGAUUAUUAAGGUCCAAGUCAGAGUUCCGAUAGCAAAAGAAAAAGGUGUUUUUGUGAGUUGACCUGACUGCCACCCAACCUCGCUUAGAGAAUUUCACAUCAUAGUAAUUGUGUAGUAAUGGCAAAGAAAUUUACCAAAGGUGUGAUACACGUGCAGUGUCGUUUUGUAUGUCAAAUGUGUUGCUUUUUUGACAUUCCGGUUGCUAUCAUCAUGAUGAUAAUCCUCCCAAAAAACACUCAAACAAAUCUUGAGCACACAUAUUGCAGUUUUAUUCAUGGUUGUCUUACACCAAUACCCCCUGUUCAAAAUAUGUAUGUGUUCAAAUAACCUUUAGAAACCUAAGUUUGGUGAAUAAUGCUAUAGUUUGCACAUCUCUGUCAAUUAAUCCACGGUUCAAGCCACUAUUAAUAAUAAUUAUUCAGUUGAAGUUAUUAUUUUUCCUGUGUCCUUUCAGAUCUGGAAGAGAAAAGAAUCAGAAUACUCCUUCUUGUGGCGCACACAUGGCCUUGAAAAAUCAGAGCUACUACGUCCAGAAUUUACUGGUAAAAUGCAGCCAAGCCCCAUCACUGGCCAACCUGAAAAGUACUUUCCCAGGUGGAAAAGAUGGCUGCGUUAUGGCUUAAGUUUUGUUCUUACGUUGCCAGUUCUUGCCUUGGCCGUUGGUGCAAUGCUGUGUUCACUUAAUUUUAAUGGUUACAUUAAAGACAAAGAAAGCCCUGUUUACAUUGCUGCUUUUGCUUACUUUGCAGAACCUGUAAGUCAGCUUAAAUAUAGUUUUCUUUCCAUUUCUUUAAAUGUUACAUUGUUUCCUAUUUUUUUGACUGAAAGAAAAAUUUUUUGAUCCUUCAUGAAAUUCUCCCCUUGUUCCACACGCCAUAAAAAAACCUGAUUUGGAGAAAAAUUAUGAAAACCUGAAUUUAAUUUUGACCUGUAACAUAUAUACCCACAUUUGGUAUAUUUUGAUGUCGUCAUUGUUUUUUAUCAAACAAAAAUGUUGAGGAACAAAUAUGACAGAUAAAUUAUCCUACUUAAAAAAAUAUUUCCUUUGGGUUCAGUAUAGCUGGCCAGCACUUCCAUGAUGACUAGACAAUACUUUUUGCCUGUCGAUGAGCUUCCGGAUAACCAGCUGUGUGUAUGUUUAUUUUAAUUACCGCAUUUUAUAUUAAAAAUCAACUUCUCAUUUUAAUUGUUUUCAGUUUCACCUAUUUGAGCAAUUUUUCAUGUUUAAUAUUUAUGGUAGAAAUACAGAGAUCUCAGAUAAAAUGUAAUCACCUGAUUCUUUUAUUGUUUUCAGGGUCACAUUUUUGCAGCUGAUAAUGAGUAUUAUGGCUAUUUAAUUCCUACCAUUGGCCAUUCAGUUGUAAUCAAUAUUUUGAACAAACUUUACCGCUCUGUUGCGCACUUUUGUACUGACCUGGAAAAUCACAGGUAUGCAGAUGACCAUUGAAUAAUUGUAGUAGUUGUGCCGGAAGGUUUUUGGCCUCUGGAUCCAUACCAGUAAAUGAUGAUUUAUACAGAGAUAAAGGGAACUGUUCUCUUUUUUGUGGUCUUAAUUUUCAAGAUGGAAUUCUCAUUUGACCUUGAGAGGUUGUCAAAACAUUUAGAAAAGCUACACUUUGUUUGCACUUAGUUAAUUUCUUUUUCAACUUGUUUAGCAGCUCUUGAUCUUCCAUUUGCAAGUGAUUAAAAUAUCUUAUUCAGUACCUUUUAUUUAUCGUGGUGCUCAAUGCUCAUGGUGUCUUCUUGUUUUCUGAAACAUUAAGCUUUCUUUGAUGCUCGUUAUGUGUAGUACUUUGCUGUGUACAAAUAUGUAGCUAUUUUGUAAAAUACUGUCACGUGUAUACUAAGGUUUUCUAUUCACUUACUAAAGGCUUAAUUUUUAAUGUCUUUGCAGGGGUGGUUCUGAUUUUACCGCAUUCAUUUCAUCCAUGGUUUACUAAUUUCCCACUGUUUUGUUGUAUGAUAAUGUAUGGUCUGAGUUUACAACAUGAUCUAAGGAUAAAAUGAGCAUUUCAUAGCAUCAACCUUUUUUGGAAAUAACCUGGCCUAAUUUAUACUGUUUGUCCUUUCAUUUUCUCCUUUUAAUCAGGACAGAGAGAGACUGGGACAACUCACUCAUCAUAAAGCGUGUACUUUUUGAAGUUUUUGACUGCUUCCUUCCCUUGUUCUACAUUGCAUUUUAUCAACUGAAUGUUGUUGCUCUGCGGAGGGAAUUGGUUGGAUUAUUCUGGGGUAUGUGCAGUUAUUUGUUCUUUGAUGUAAAUGACAUUUGAUAGAAAUGAGCUGAACAGUUAGACAGUGUUUGACUUGAUAUGAAGUGAACUGCCAAUCAGUAACGGGUCUUGACAAACUGCAAGCCAGCCAGCCAUGGGAGUCACGCGAGGCAUCGGUAAAAAAAAAAGGAAACACAGGUAAAAACUGCAAAUUUACAGAUGAGGAGUUGAGCACUCAUUAUCCCGAUUAGGGUUAAGCACUCAUUGUACUGAUUAGGGUUAAGCACUCAUUUUAGGGCUAGGGUUAAGCGCUGUUUAGGGUUAAACACUUAUUUACAACGGUUAGCGUUCAGCUAAUGUUUUUGGUAUUACUGUUUUUGAUUUUUAUGGUGUUUUUUUCAAUGAUUCUUCAAUGGACUGCAUGGCUCGCAUGACUCACUGGCUCGCAUUUUAUACACACCCAUCAGUGACCAACCCUCCACUUCUUGACUUGUUCUUUCUAGAGUACAUUUACAUGUAACAUGUAACAGACACAUAGACUGUACAGAAGUACCUAUAACAUUUUUGUUUAACAUCCAACUAUCUGCCAACUCCAAGAGGGGCAGGGCGGGUUGGAGUAUGAUUUACUCGUCUGAAUGUCUGAAGUUUUGUAAUUUCCCAUUCACACCAAAGCUUAAACAUGUUUAAAAGCUGUUUAGUAGAACAUGGUCCAAAAUAAUUAUUGUUUUCAUCAUAAAAGCUGGUUACUGACUUUUGGCUAUUUGCAGAUUAUGUGUAAAUUACAGAGCAUGUUAAAGUUUAUUGCAUAAUGGGUAAAGGUCUGAUUUUGAGUUUCUAGAGUAUUGUUUUUUAAACUGGUUUAAUUAAACAUGCAUAGUUGGUGUGAAUGCAGCAUAAGCCAGCCUAGUUAAUUGAAUAGAGGACUUAUUGUGUUCACAUGUAAUUCUUUUAAGGUGAUGAAAUCCGACGACUAAUAACAGAAUCACUUGUCCCGUAUGUAACUGAAAAGGGUCAUGUGUGGAAGAUACGGAGAGAGUAUGCCAAAAGCAAGAAAGACUCAGAUGAAAAACCAUUCAUUCCCUCUCAGGUCAAGAACAAGCUUUUUAUAAACUUAAUGGAUAAAAAUCAAAAUCAUUAUUUCAUUCACAUAUUUAUGAAAUCAGGAAAAAGCUAAAGCACCUCUCUGUAUUUGAACUGCUACACUGAAGGAGUCAUCUACAUUCUCCUUGGGUGGAUUAAUCCAUAUUUUAGGCUUCAUAUUAAUACAAACAACAUAUUAAUACAAACAACAACCACAGAAGAUUUCUUUUAUUUGGUUAUUUUUUCAUUUCUUUUUGCAGAUGAACAGUUUAGUUUCUUUGAUUGCAUGGUCAAAAUCUCUGUGUUGAACCAAUUAGUUACUGAACCAUAAGUUACAUGCAAUUCUGUUAAGUUUGUAAUAAUUAUUUUAAUCUUUAAUUCUGACUUUGUUAUUUUUUAUCAACAAUAAUAUUAACAGGCUCAACAAGACAUUGUUUUAGAAGAAUAUGAACAGUUUGAUGAUUAUCUGGAAAUGGUUGUACAGUUCGGGGUAAGUGUCUAAUUUUUUAGUGGUCCUUCCUAAAAAAUAUUAUUGUGCUUUUUUGAAGUGUAUUGAUUUCCAAUUUUUUUCUUUGUUUUUUGUUUAGUAUGUGACAUUGUUUGCCUCUGCCUUCCCAUUUGCUGCUGCUGUCAGUAUUUUGUUCUUGUUCAUUGAGGGAAGAGCUGACUUGUUUAAAUUACUGUACAUGUAUCAGCGCCCAAAAGUGAGGAGGUAUAUCAUUACUUUACUUUAGAAUUAUGAUCAAAGCAUAUUUGGUAUGAUGGAAAAAGACAUGAAACAGUGAAACCAUAAUCUGAAAACCCUGUUUUGUAGAGCUUUGCCUUUUAACCUUGAAGGAGAAUCUGUAAAUUUGGGCGUGUUCACUCAGUAAUCUCAUUCAUUGUAAAAUUAUCAUCAUAGAAGAAUAAAUGUUUGUGGGUCAUGAGCAUUUAUUUGAACAGUACCCUAUAGUUCAAAACUUUCUAGGCUUGAUAAAUUGUUAUUUUAACUUACACUACAGGGUGGCCAAUAUUGGUGUGUGGUUCAACGUUUUAUACUGUAUGAUGGUACUAUCCAUGCUCACAAACAGUUUAAUUGUUGGAUUUUCAUCUGAGCAACUUGCUGUUUGGUGCCCGUGGAUGUAUGAGACAAUUGACAAUGACCAAUUCAUUAUUAAUGGUUAUGGAAGGUAUGCUGUUGAUGGAACUAUAAAAAAUGUACUUUGUGAAUAUUAUGUUGUUGGUGAAAAGAAGAAAUGUAUCGAAAUCAGAUUCUUAACUUUGAAGUAUUCUGUGGAUUCUUUCUCAUGGAUAAAAUAAAAGAAAGAUAAAAAUUCAAAAAAUUUAUUCUGAAAUCUAGAGAUUCAAAAACUGGCUUAUUUUUGGAAUUUCAUGUGUUGUUUGUCUGUUUAGAUAUAAGGGGUAACUUCAGACAGUCAGUCAAUCAUACAAGUCAUUGACAUAGGCUGUAUGCAGAAUACAAUAAUUGGAUUAAUAUAUAUUAUUAAUCUAUAAAUGUAUCUUUCUUGAUGCACCUUUUUUCUCUGUAGGUAUGUUGUGGCCAUUGUGUUUUGUAUUGAGCAUUUCCUGAUCCUUUGCGCUGUAAUCUCAAGGUGCUUGGUUUCAGAAAAACCCAAGUGGGUAAGAAUAGCAAUUGCUAAAGAGGAGUAUGAGAAGGCACAGGAAGCCAAGGAGAGAAAAGAGAAACAUGAGUGAAUUAGUCAGCUUUUACAUUACUAAACUUCUCUGUUAUAAUGUUGGUGGAAAUGGUUUGCAAUAUUUAAUAUGAAAUUCCCUUACAUUCUUGUAAAAUUGAAUUGACUAGUACAGAAAUCCAUUACAUAAAUUUGUACUUUUAAAUAACUUAUUUCUUGGAAAUGACAUAGGUUAAUAAUAAAUAAUUAUUUAUAACUCAAAACUUUUUUCGACCACCAUUCAAGUCAAGGAUAUAGGGUUACAUUGCAAUUUUUGGUACAGUGUUACAAACUUUUCUAGGCUGUACAUGUCAAGUUUGCACUGAG